ACCGGCGAGAUUUUCUGUGACACUUGUACCACGAAAGGGCACGUAGAGGAGGCUGGAAGGAGUGUGCAGGAAGUCGGCGUUGGGUCGAAUUGGAUUUUGGCUAAUCCGAAAAAAAAUUAAAGACUAGACAUGCUGUCUAGAUUGGUAUUAGUCUCAGCCUCUACCCUUAAAAACAGUGGGGCCCUCGGAGCUGGCUUGGUGCAGGCGAGCCGCUCUUUCAACACAUCGCCCCAGAGCCUGGCACCCGUGCCCCCGCUGCCCGAGACGGGGGGCAAGGUUCGCCAUGGCAUCAUCCCGGAGGAGUUAUUCCAGUUCCUGUACCCCAAGACUGGAGUCACAGGCCCAUACGUGCUGGGCACAGGGCUCCUGCUCUACCUGCUGUCCAAGGAGGUGUACGUCAUCAACCACGAGACCUUCGCCGCCGCCUGCAUCGCCGUGGUCUUCAUCUACGGCGUUAAGAAGUUUGGACCCAACGUGGCCGCCUUCGCCGACAAGCUGAACGAGGAGAAAGUGGCCAAGGCGCAGGAGGUGAAGGACCUGGCCAUGAGCAGUCUGGCCCAGGCCAUCGAGGACGAGAAGAAGGAGCAGUGGAGGGUGGAGGGGCGUGGCAUGCUCUUUGAUGCCAAGAGGAACAACGUGAACAUGCUGCUGGAGAUCAACAGCCGGGAGCGGCAGCACUUGGUGACCAGCGAGGUGAAGAAGCGCCUGGACUACCAGAUCGCCAUGCAGAGCCUGCACCGGCGCCUGGAGCAGGAGCACCUGGUCAACUGGGUGGAGAAGAGCGUCAUCGGCAGCAUCACGCCCCAGCAGGAGAAGGAGAGCAUUGCCAAGUGUAUCACCGACCUAAAAAAGCUGGCCCAGGCCAAGGCUGCUGUCUGAGGCACUUAAAUCUUCUGUAACAAUGCCCUGUCCUUGCUCCUAGUUAUAUUUCAUUAAGGAUAUUUUCCCUUAAAUAAGGAAUAUUUUGUCUGGUAAUUUAAUUGUAUAUACAUCUACCAUUGAAAUAAAAAUGGAAAAGUUAUCCAAAGUGGUA
Messenger RNA from Anguilla anguilla (European eel), 1033 nucleotides. Its product is annotated as ATP synthase F(0) complex subunit B1, mitochondrial-like. Gene Ontology annotation, molecular function: proton transmembrane transporter activity. The coding region runs from base 130 to 879 and encodes 249 amino acids. The transcript has 7 exons. The record is from RefSeq and is a predicted model, not a curated record. NCBI's taxonomy places the organism in Eukaryota, Metazoa, Chordata, Actinopteri, Anguilliformes, Anguillidae. Gene Ontology annotation, biological process: proton motive force-driven ATP synthesis.